Molecule: messenger RNA, 1173 nt
Organism: Penicillium brevicompactum
Lineage: Eukaryota; Fungi; Ascomycota; Eurotiomycetes; Eurotiales; Aspergillaceae
Product: putative integral membrane protein
Exons: 5
Coding region: 1-1173 (390 amino acids)
Source: RefSeq, a predicted model, not a curated record
AUGCAUCCCAUCAUGUCGCUGCUGUCUGCCAGAAGUCCUGGAGAUGUAGACAUUGAUCGGAGUGUGCAACAAUGGAACUUUGCAUGCCAGUCAUUAUGUAUUGCUGGCAUGGUUCUUUUCUUCGGACUUCGCCUUUAUACUCGAGUUUUCAUUUUGAGUGGAUUGGGUAAAGAGGAUUGGGCAUGUUUGGUAGCGACGGUGCUUGGAGUCACCUACUCCGUCAUCGCUUUAAUCAUGGGUCAUUAUGGAGGAGGUUUACACUGGUCUGAUGUUGCCGAAGAAGACAAGAUACCAUUCCAAAAGGUGAGCAAGACUCCUAAGUUGCGAUGGACAAGUCUCCUAACCUCUCAGACAAUCUAUGCCACCAUGGUCAUGUACGGACCGACAGCCUACCUCACAAAAGUCUGCCUUCUUUGGAUCAUGACACGAGUAUUCAGUCCUUUCCGGAAGUGUGUUAUUUUUAUCAGGAUUUUCAUGGGUCUCAUGCUGGCGUAUUACAUUCCCGCCGUCAUUGUCAAAGUCCGAAUCUGCAGCCCUAUCUCCAUGUUCUGGAACAAGGAUAUCGGUGGCUCGUGUCUCGACGAGAACGCUAUCAUCAUGGCUGAUGCUGUGGUCAGUGUGGUCAGUGAUUUGAUCAUCCUGAUUCUACCACUGCCAUUGACCUUGACUCUGCAAAUGUCAACCAAGAGAAAGAUGCGCGUCAUGGGUAUCUUGGGUGCCGGUGGCUUGGCCGUUGCAGCAAGUAUCAUCCGUUUGGCAUUGAUUGUUGUUACCGGGCAGUCAAAGGAUCUUUCCCUUGCAUUCAUGAGAAUCAACAUGCUGGGUAAUGCGGAGGUCGCCAUUGGUGUCAUUUGCACAUGUCUCCCGGCACUCUCUGCACUCAUCAUCCGAAUCUAUACCGAAUACUCGAGCAACAAAGUCACGUCCAACUACAAAAUGAGUACUAUGCGAGAUCAAACAGCGAUCGAACGAAGCCGACAACAGAUGAGCGUGCGACAGACACAGACGGACUCCGACGAGGAUGUACUCAUGUACAAUGCACAAGGAAACCCGAAGAUUGAGACAAUCAUUCACGGUGACAGCGUGGGACGUGAAGAAUCACCAAGGAUGAUGUUUGGCGGCAUUGGAGUCACGAGGACCGUCGACGUAUCAACCUCUGUUGAGACUCGAUGA